Molecule: messenger RNA, 487 nt
Organism: Zonotrichia albicollis (white-throated sparrow)
Lineage: Eukaryota; Metazoa; Chordata; Aves; Passeriformes; Passerellidae
Source: RefSeq, a predicted model, not a curated record
CAGAAACCAAACAGCUCCUUCGUUUGAGACAAUAUGCUCAUGGCACUACAGCUCUCAUUUUUCUGACUGCUCUUUCAGGUGCCUUUGUGGCAGGGCUGGAUGCUGGCCUUGUGUACAAUUCCUUCCCCAAAAUGGGGGAGCGCUGGAUCCCAGAUGAUCUCCUUGCCUUCUCCCCCGUGCUCAGAAAUAUCUUUGAGAAUCCUACAACUGUCCAGUUUGAUCACAGGAUCUUGGGAAUUGCCUCCAUCACAGCUGUCACAGCACUGUACUUCUUCUCGAGGAGGGUCCCACUGCCUCGAAGGACCAGGAUGGCUGUGACUUCCUUACUGGCUGUAGCUUGCAUGCAGGUGGGCCUGGGCAUCAGCACCCUGCUGCUGUAUGUCCCUACGCCUGUGGCUGCUACGCACCAGUCGGGCUCCCUGGUCCUGCUCAGCAUGGCACUGUGGCUCAUGAGCGAGCUCCGCAGAGUUCCCAAGUAACGCCCCGG